CGGCGCCCGGCGCUGUCAGUGAGCGCAGGAGGGAGACGCUCCCGGCAGCAGCGGCUUCUCAGGCAGCUCGGUCUCUGCUCGCAGCGCGCUCUCCCCCGGACAUGGCGGACGUCUUCCCGCUGCAGGACUCCAUUUCCUCCACUGGUUCAAUAGACGUCGCCAAUCGCUUCGCCCGGAAAGGCGCCCUGCGGCAGAAGAACGUCCAUGAGGUGAAGAACCACAAAUUCACCGCGCGAUUCUUCAAGCAGCCGACAUUCUGCUCCCACUGCACCGACUUCAUCUGGGGCUUCGGGAAGCAGGGAUUCCAGUGUCAAGGUAAGACGAUGUUCACACUUGUAACCCUGUUGCUGCUGCAGUGGUGUGAGGCGGUUGUGCUGCCGCCGCUGAUCUCUG
Molecule: messenger RNA, 393 nt
Organism: Bufo gargarizans (Asiatic toad)
Lineage: Eukaryota; Metazoa; Chordata; Amphibia; Anura; Bufonidae
Product: protein kinase C alpha type-like
Exons: 2
Biological process (GO): protein phosphorylation
Molecular function (GO): protein serine/threonine kinase activity; ATP binding
Source: RefSeq, a predicted model, not a curated record